UCUCGUCGCGGGGUCUGCAGGAGUGGUUUUUGUCGCCAUGGCAGCUACCUUGACCCUUUCGCUGACCGGCCGUGUCCGGGCGGCGGUCGCGCGAUGUGGGUUCGUAACUCGGGGGGUGGCAGGUCCAGGACCUACCGGUCGCGAGCCCGACCCCGAUUCUGACUGGGAGCCAGAGGAGCGGGAGCUGCAGGAGUUGGAAAGCACCCUGAAACGGCAGAAGAAAGCAAUCCGACUCCAGAAAAUCCGGAGGCAAAUGGAGCCGCCAGGUCCCCCUCCCAGAACCCUGACUCGGGCAGCCAUGGACCAGAUCCGGUAUUUACACAAGGAAUUUGCAGAUUCCUGGUCAGUCCCCAGGUUGGCUGAAGGCUUUGAUGUCAGCACCGAUGUUAUUCAGAGGGUUUUAAAAAGUAAAUUUGUACCCACUGUGAAGCAGAAACUGAAGCAGGAUCAAAAAGUACUGAAAAAGCCUGGGCUUGCUCACUUGGUGCAGCAGCUGCAGGGCUCUGAAGAUAGCACAAAGCCCCUUGCUGCAGGCCAUGCUGUAUCGGAGCCUUUCCUGGAAGCCUCAUCCAGAGGUCAGAGCCACAGCACCGCUCUGACAGUACAAGAGCCCAGCACUCAGAGUAGAGAUCCCCUACGGAGACAGAAGGGAAGCAACAAAGGAACCCAAGGCCUGGGGAAGAGGAGCUUUGUGCCUGUCACUAUAGCCUCGGAUCAUCAGAGAAAGCCAAAGUCCUCCACCAGUGAUUGUGCAGGCACCAGAAGCACUGACAGUAAUUUCUUGCCAAGUGACAAGAAGCUGGAAGAGUGGAAGGUGGAUGAGCUAGGUGAUCAGAACUUUAACAGCAAAGUAGUACAGAGGGGGCGGGAGUUCUUUGACAGCAACGGGAACUUCCUGUACAGAAUUUGAACCAGAGCAUGGCUUAUGAAAAUGCCAUAUGAAACAUGGCUGGGCAAAUAGGGAGCUGCCAGGAUUGCUGCCUUUUUCUCUCUUUUUUUAAGACAAGGUCUCACUGUGUAACCCAGGCUGGCCUUGAACUCAGGGCAAUGCUCCUGCUUCACCCUCCUGAGUGCUGGGUUUACAGACAUCCAGCUAGGAUUUCUGCAUGUUUUAGUCACUUUGACAUAGAAGGGGGCCAGGGAUUUAGCUCAGUGGUUCCGGCACCUGCCUCGAAUGCGCAAGGUCCUGAGUUUGAUCUCCAGUACCAAAAAAAAAAGACAUAGAAGGAUGUGAUGAGCCAAGGAUGUGAUGAGCCUAGGAUGUGAGCUACUUGGCUAGAGUGAAGCUUGUGGAAGCACUGCCUCCACCCUGACCCCUGUGGCCCUUCAGUAUUCCUCACUCUUCUGCUUGGGCUCUCUGUGCCGAACACCAGUGUUGUAUAUGCUGAUUUGAUGUCUGUGAUACUUGUAAUAUGUUUGGGAAGAAAUGAAGAGUUUGCCUUCUGACCUCAUUUUCUUCUUGAUCAGUGAACACUAAGAGUUCUGGAACUGCAUAAUCAAUUGGUUGUUUUCCUUGUGUGCAAAAAUAAAACGUAGCCGUCUGUGUUGCUUGAUA
Messenger RNA from Heterocephalus glaber (naked mole-rat), 1555 nucleotides. RefSeq names its product neugrin, neurite outgrowth associated (gene Ngrn). The record is from RefSeq and is a predicted model, not a curated record. Lineage: Eukaryota; Metazoa; Chordata; Mammalia; Rodentia; Bathyergidae. Gene Ontology annotation, cellular component: nucleus.